Aplysia californica (California sea hare) is the source of this 3933-nucleotide messenger RNA. RefSeq lists its product as uncharacterized. The record is from RefSeq and is a predicted model, not a curated record. NCBI's taxonomy places the organism in Eukaryota, Metazoa, Mollusca, Gastropoda, Aplysiida, Aplysiidae.
UUCUGUGAAACAUCCCUGGUGGCAAGAUGCAGACACAAGCCUGGAAGUCCUGCCUGUGUGCUCUGUCGUCACUUCUGAUUCUGCUUCUUGUUUGUUUCGUGGAAGUCGUGGUGGGAGAGAAGUGCUACAGAGACGACAGCCUGGGAGACCGGGACGGUAACGUGUACCACUGCGAGUCCAAAGACCUGCCUCGCUGUUGCAUUGAGAACGCUGAGCCGACCUGUUGCAUGUCCGAGAGCGACAAGAACUGGAAGGAGCAGCUACAGCUGUGGGGGACAGUGGCGGCUGUGAUCGUUGUCCUUGGGAUCUUGUUCGUCUGCUGCAAGAAUGACGUCAGCUUCUGCAACAACGAGAGCUCCCUCAAGGAACGAUGGGACAACUUCCGACACAAGAAGGAGACCAAGGACAGCGAGCUGGUGAAGGACGACCAGCUCAAGGACCAGUACUACGACAACCCCAUCGGAGGCUUCGGGGAGCAGAACAGCCGUUACCCUGACCCUUACCGCUACCCGCCUCUGCCUGGCUCAGGCAAGGGGCAGAGCUUUGACCCUUACACUAACCCUUAUGCUUAAAUCUACAGACGCCUUGAUCGGGGAGAAGUUUGUUGUGUAGGUCCACACACUGAUGGAGAUAUAUAUUUUACAUUACAUCAGACGUUUUGGUAAAUUACAUUUCCUCAAAUGAAAAAUCUCGUAAAUGGUUACAUUUUUAACAUCCCUGUACGUGUAUUUUAUGCUUUUGGAUUUUUUUUUCUUGUUGAUAUCUUGAUAUCUUGAUUGUUUUAGUUUUUGUAAAACGACGUGAGAAAGGGGGGGGGGAUAGUGGCGUGUGUUUCUUUUCUUUGAGUGUUCGACUGAUAAUGUUAUUCUAUUUCAAUGGGCCGAAAUAACGAUUUUGUAAUUAGCAGGCUAGACAUGGGAGUUAAUGAGCAUUCGUUACAAACUUUAAGGAUCUGAGUUGGGUGAGGUGGUGCGGAGAGGAAGGUCACGAUCAAAAUAUACACUGUAACUGUUUUAUAGUGUCUGUUUGCCUUUCUCAAAAUAUCACAAAAGCUAAACUUGAAUUACGUGAAUAUAGAAGGUUGUUUUUUUGUUGUUGUUUUUUUUAAUGACGAGUAAAAAAUCUAAUAUUUCACUUUGAAGACAACGUUCAGCAACUUGAGGUUUUAUUUUAUGAAAUGUCUCUAAUGAGGUGACACAUUAUUCAUCGAAAUCAUAAAAAACGAAUCACCUGCAAAGACCGGGGGCGAACUAUGAGCUCAACUGUUGGCCAUGCUCAUUGACUUGAAGUAUAAUGACUAGACCAUGUAGGCUUAUUGUCAUGGCCGCCGCUCUUAGCUCUCGAAUUUUUUUAACUUAUUUGUUUAGCGUGGGCACUUCGAACGCCUAAAACACCAUUUUCAUUUUAGUCCAGUGUAUGAGGCUCCUUUCUCUUAAUUUGGCUCUAAUUUAGUCAAAUGAUACGCUUCUUAGUGAACUGGAUUUGUUUCCAAGUGCAUGAUCUAAAGAUUAUAAUGUUAUAAUUCAAGUCAAAGGUAUUACUUCUAGGCAGUGGUGCGGGAGACAAUGGUUCGAAAUCCCAACACGACAUUUCUGAAUAUGUGUUGGUAUAGAAACUUUCAUGGAUCUCAGAAGUCUUUGUUUCUAUCGGAGAAAGACGUAACAUCCCUGAUGUCUCGAUAUUGUUGUGAUAAUUGUUGUUAAGGGACGAUAGAGUGACGAUGAAGUCGCUGACCUCAGAGCUUGUAUGUUGUCGUUGAUUUGAUGUUCUAUGUGUACUCUUAUGAAGGUUUUUGAUAAAUACAAAUUAUCGAUUUAUGAUAAGGGUCUAGAUCUAUUCAUCUUACAAAAAUUGUGCUAUCAUCGAGGGCAUAGAUGUGUUAUAUCAUCCAUCAUCACAGCAGCGUAGGUUAUCUUUGCUACUCAUCGGGAUUCCAGUAGCAUGCAUAUUGCAAACAUUGAUGUCAUUUAUAUUCACUGAUCUUAAGAUGGAAUUGUAGAAGGAUAAUAGAUCUCUAUUUUAUCGUUACUAGACUUUUUCUAUUGAUUUUUCAUGACAUCCUCUUGUAAGCAAAGCCCAAAGUAUGGAGAAUUGAUUGUAGAUGGCGCAAGCUGGCAGGUUACACGGAACCAAUUAAUCCUAUUUAGCUUUUUACUUAAAAUGCGCACCUGUUGUACGAACCACAAACUAUUAGUAAUAAUCAUUACUUCGCAAAAUCCCCCGCUAUGCUCUACACCUAGCCUCUGCCAUCUCACACUGACUACUUUUCAAAACAGUUUGGCGACCAAGAUUUGGGGAUCUGUGGGCCUCAAGAAUAUUCCGGCGUCAAAUACACCUUUCAGGUUAAACAUAGAACAGUUGCAAAGACAACAGACAAUUGCACGUAGAGCUUUCUGGCAAUUUAGAAGUGACCUCUAGGCACAUAGACACAUCUAGAAAGUUACUGUCCUUCUUAGCAGUUCAUUGUAAAUGGCCCAGUUUGGUUUUUUUAAUCGGCAAAUCUAUCUGCCACUUUAGAGUUCUGUACGCUGUUUCGGUCUCAACAGUUUAGUUCUGUGACCUCUGAUCUGCUUAUGGCGCAUAAAGUUUUUGUCCCAAUCCCAAACUAUGCAGCUUGAGAGAGAAGCAGGAAAAAAUAUAUAUUCUCUAAUGUUGAUUGACUUGUGAAUAACAAAAGAAAAUGGAAAUUGAUUAAAUGUACUCCCAUUUUGUUUAAGCAAAGUGGGAAUCAAUUUUAUUUCGUAGGCAAUAAUUAUUUAUGUUCUUUUUUUAUUCUUCUUGCACUCGGCGAAAAGGUUCACUUGCGCAAAUUACUCCGUCGUUCUAUCUCGAUACGCCACAUUAUGAUGGUAUCCACAGGCGCCACAAUUCACAAAAUAUAAAUUGUUUAUUGCGUUGCCAAGGGACUAUCGAACUUUCUUCACAUAACUGGCAUCCAACAUUAUAGGCGUGCUUUUGUAACGCGUUCUUAAAAACAAUUUGAUUCGCUGCUGCGGCGUUCUCUGUCCCAGAUUUUGAUUUUUUAUCUUCUUAAUCAAAAUAUUUUAUCCUAAAUUCGUUUUUCUAUUUCGGGUUGGAGGAGGGGCGCACAUGCGGGAUUAGCGCAUAGAGUUUCUUUUUUUUCUUUUUUUUUUUUUUAAACGCAGAAUGUCAACAUAACGCUAGACACCGGUAUGAAAAUUAGUGUUGGGCGGGUCUUUUGGUUGAGUUUUUUUAAGAGGGUGAGGGGAAGGGGGGGGGGGUGGAUAACAGAACACGGUUGUGAGUUUGUUCUCAGUGCAUUGACCCCUUAUUCAGCAUUUUCACUAGAAAUGAAUAUUUUACUUCAUAAACCAGAUACAAUUGGGCUUAUCGAUAGUUAAAACGGAACACUUCAACACUAUUUAAGAAGACAGCCUUGGCUUUUCGAAAGGCCGAAGUAUAUUGUUACUAAUACCAUUCUUUCACUGGAUCAAUAUUCCAUCCCAUACCUCAGUUUCUUUCUUGCCCUGCGUUCAACUACUGUCCUGUCCAUUUCGAUUGCUUUUGGUUAUGGAAAUGCUUCUCCUUAUUUCACUUUUCUGUCCAAGUGCCUCGCCUCAAAUGUGCUCUUCAUCAUCCUAUAUUAUUAUACUGUUGUUCUUACAAGCAAAAGAAAUGGUACGCCGAUAUCUUACUGGACCAUAGAGAGGGUGGCCCCAUUUUUCUUGAAUUUGUGUUGUUUGGGAGUUCUUUAACUUUAAGGCUGUCCGUCAACUUGGCUUGGUCCCAUUGGAAAAGAGCGAAAGAUUCAGAUGUUUUAAUCUCUUAGCCUACCCGACACAGCUGGCAUGUGCUUUAAAGCCAUACUGCACAAACAAGCAAAAGAGCCUCCGGUGCCAUGUUUUUGUUCUGAAAAAUUGGUCGCUUUUAAGCACAAGGGGGCUAUCCCGAGAAAUGCUGUUUUCAUAAAAA